Messenger RNA from Nicotiana tabacum (common tobacco), 2664 nucleotides. NCBI's taxonomy places the organism in Eukaryota, Viridiplantae, Streptophyta, Magnoliopsida, Solanales, Solanaceae. The record is from RefSeq and is a predicted model, not a curated record.
CUACUGCAAAAAAUGAAAAAAAAGAAGAAAAAAAAGAAAAUGAAAAAAAAGAAAAAGAUCAGAAAAAAAAUGGAAAAGAAAAAAAUUUCAAGGAAAAUCACAUUGAGGUAUCGGAAGGCCCAUGGACAACAGUAACCUUCCCCAAAAAUAGCAAAAAACAAUUUUCAACAACUACUACAAAAAACCCAAUUUUACCACCCAAAACCCAUAACAAUUUUUCCAAACUAGAAAACUACCAAGAAACAUCCCUCCCAAAUACACCCACGACAGCCAACGAAACUAAUCAAAUUACAACCCAACUACAAAACAAUAACAAUACCAUUGUCACUCCUCAAACUAUACAUGCACAGUUGACUAACGCGGAAAUAGCAAAUCCACAAUCUACUUCCCCAGCAAAACUAAACCAAAUACACCUACCAACUACAAAUACAAUAUCUACCAAAUCAACAAGUACUACCCUUACUAACCCUAAAACCCCUACUGCAACUACUUCAUCCCUCCUCAACCAUAACCUAACUAAAUCCACCACAUCAACUACACCUCAACCAAACCUCUCGUCCAUUCACAACAGGAAAACCCCAAACCCCUAGCAACCAAUGCCAACCUGAUAAUUUCCAAAUCGUUACAAACCAACGACAUCUCCAGUAACGAUACAAACAAAAGAAAAAUUCAUUCAUCAAGUAAAACCAACCAUUCAUCAAGUAUACCUGCCAAAUCAAACCACACGAACGAAAAGGACAUCCCCCAAAGAGGGAAAGUACAAGCACUCAUAAGUGCUUUAACAGCCAAAUCUUCUGAAAUACUUACCCAAAAUCCCAUAUAUUCCUCUAACAGUAGCCCUACACCUGUGACCUCCCAUUCCUUCAAUGCCAUUCCUACCACAAAAUCUGCAGAACUCUGACGUAAACUACUACCCAAACAUAAACGCAAAUCUCAGCAUUUAAAGCACCAGCCCCUUCAGCCAUCUAUAAAACCACCCUCAUCUCUUCACGCUCCUUCACCAUCUCCAGUUUUCACCAAAACAAUACCACAACCAACCUCCAAAAAUGCCUCGCUCAAAACACUCCUCCACCAGCCAUCCUCCACGUCUGAGGAACCAAAACAGACGUCCAACUCAGUCCUCAAUAUCAACAAACCAAACAACUGCACCUCCAUGCACACUCACGCAACCUCCACCUCCGCCAUGCAUGUUCCAACUAGCACCAAUGACUCUAGGCUCAAGCACUGUCACUCCAUUCCAGAACCAAUUCCACCACUUCAACUUCAACCCUAUCCAGGGAACUCUCCCUCUACCACUAGACCCUUUCCAAAUCCAGUCGCCCAUCCCAAGCUGGAACAACAACAUGAUGAACUUCCACCCAAACAUGCCACUAGAAACUCUCCCAAUACAAAUGACCACCCCAGAAAUGAUCCAAGCAUACCAAACGCUUCUCUACAACCAAACUGUCCAGCAAGAAGACCUACUAUCAUUGGGAAACAUGUUGAUGAACCCCUCCAACAACAUGCAAUACCAGAACUCCAACUCGCCAUCAUACCAACUAAGCAACUUUGCGAAUUUAUCGCUAAAUCAAGUACUUCAAACACUGCACACACCAGUCACACAAGCUCAACUGCAGCGAUUCUCCAUGGAACAGAUAGUACCAGUGAUGGAAACACCAAGUCCAUCAUUCCAUUCAACUACUCAAAAUUCCCCUCCACCACAGGUCCCGGAACAGGAGGGAAGCAAUCCAAACACUCAAGGCCCUGUGAUGGAUCCCAUCAUCCUGACGGAGGAGUGUCUGACUCUGACGUUCCUAGAAAAUGCAGAAGAAAAAAUCUCGCUUCAAACUCCGCCAAACAUUCGGAAAGUGUCGCUGAACAUAAGGUCGUGUGCAUGGUCGCCCAUGCAGCAAUAUGUCCUCAACCUAUGCCCAGCAGUUGCAACAAACCUAGAUCUCACUCGGGGCCAGGGAAUGAAUUAUCACACCAACCCUCAUAUGAAAAUACUGCUAUGGAAUUGUAGGGGAGCUAAUAAUCCCAUUUUCAGGCGUAAUUUGGACGCCAUUCUCCAUGCAAACACACCAUCUGUUCUAGCUCUCACAGAAAAUCGAAUGGCAGACCAUGAUAUUUUGCUACAACAGUUGCCUUUUACUGAUUUACUGCAGGUACCAGCUUCUGGGUUCUCCGGAGAAAUCGCAUUGCUUUGGAAUAAUCAUGAGGUCACCAUAGAACCAAUGGUACUCACUGAGCAAGAAAUUCAUGCGACUGUGAAAUUCACAUGGAAUUAAUGGUAUUACACAAUGGUCUAAAGCUGGCAAUGAACCAUACUUUAACUCCAUUUAUUGUGGAGACAGACUCUCAGGUAUUACUUCAAAUGUUGUCAUCAAAUAACCUACUUUUCUCACACAUAUUAACGGAUUGCAAGCAUCUACUGGAGGAGCUGGGCAGGCCACAGGUGGGCCAUAUUUUUAGAGAAAGAAAAGCUGCUACAAACAAGCUGGCCUGCUAUGGGAAAGGCGGUCAGCCAGAAAUCCGAAGAAAUAUAAUGAUCUUUGUAUCCCCUCCCACUUUUAUCUUAGAUGUACUAAAAGAAGACAUAUUAGGAACGGGUUCUAAAUGCCCAGUUCCUAAUGUGUAAUAAGUUUUUGUUUUGAAUAAAAGUUUCUUUCCUUAGCAAAAAAAAAA